UCUACGUGGUGAGGAGUGGGACCUUUGUCGUGCACGAACACCACGAUGGAUGACUAUCCGAUGUAUGGGCUACUUGUUGGGUUCUCCCUCUGGGGGACCCUUUGGCGUCUCCUCUUUCCUCUGGGCUUUUGGCCCACUUUCACGUGUAGAGUAGGGCCCACUCGUGGUGGGACUUCCACCAACCCCUACACGAAGGAGGAGGAGGAGAAGAUGGCCGCCAUUCUGCAGGAGAAGAAGGAGAGGAUACAGAAAGAAGAAGAAGAGAAGUUGAAAGAGGUGGAAGAGGAGGAAGAAGAUGAAACGCCAUUGCAGAGGAAGAGGGUGCAGUACAGUGGUAGUAGGGAUGAAGAGAUGGAGAAGCGAAUCUCCGAGUGGGUUGCCAACUUAUCCCUGGGCGAAGAAGAAGAGGUGGCGAUGUAUAUCUCUAAAGAUGAUCAGGAAGCCGCUAUGAGAGUUUGGGAAGCAGAAAAGGAUGUUGUGAAGCGGCAGGCAUUGGAAGACGAAAAGAGGAUGGAGUGGAAGUUGGCAGUGAUGAGGGAGAAGAAGAGGAGAGUGGACGCGGCAGCGGAGGUGGCAGAAGAAUUAGAGGAAGUAAAGAAUAUAGAAGAGCAACUGGCCGCCCAGACCGAACUCCCAGCGCAAAUGCGAGUCAUAGACCGAAACGUUGCACGCCUGGCAUGAAUUCAGGCGGAGCAAUAUGAUUUUAGUGGGAGUCAACACAUAGC
Messenger RNA from Chara braunii, 725 nucleotides. Lineage: Eukaryota; Viridiplantae; Streptophyta; Charophyceae; Charales; Characeae. The record is from the annotation of a GenBank genome assembly.